Phragmites australis (common reed) is the source of this 1224-nucleotide messenger RNA. RefSeq lists its product as uncharacterized. Gene Ontology annotation, biological process: DNA transposition. The transcript has 3 exons. Gene Ontology annotation, molecular function: transposase activity; DNA binding. NCBI's taxonomy places the organism in Eukaryota, Viridiplantae, Streptophyta, Magnoliopsida, Poales, Poaceae. Bases 1 to 1224 code for a protein of 407 amino acids. The record is from RefSeq and is a predicted model, not a curated record.
AUGACACUGAUUUGGCUGCAUCAUCUGGCACUAAGUGAUAGCAGCAAUGACCCUGAGUAUGAUCCUGAUGGUGAAAUAGUUGAUGAGGAUGACGAGGAUGAUGUUCCUGUCUUUUCAUAUGAUGUUGAUGAUCCAUGUAUUGAUAAUGAUGUGAUAUUCCCAGAUGUGGAUCAGUGCAAGUCAGCAGUUACCCAUCAUGCUAUCUUGAAUGAUUGUGCUUUCCAUAUCGUCAAGAAAGAUAAGAAAAGAUUUAGAGCCAUAUGCAAGAGAGCACAUAAGGGUUGCAAGUGGCAGUUUUAUGCAUCUACCAGCAAGAAGUACAUUGGAUGCAAGGUUAAGACGAGUGGACCAAAGCACACUUGUGGUUCAUUCAACAAGUGUGGUGACACGAUGGCCUCAAAUAAAUGGGUCACUGACAGAGUGGUGGACUUGUUGCGGGACAAACCCACAAUGGGACCUAAGGAGUUGCAUGAUGAGCAGAAGAAGAAGUACAAGAUGGAUGUUCCAUAUGACAGGGUCUAUAGAGGCAAAGAGAGAGCACUUGAUAUGAUAAAUGGGAAGUGGGAUGGCAGUUAUGAUUUGCUACCUACUUAUCGCGCUGAGCUUCUCAAAUCAAUACCUGACAGUAUCAUUGAGUUAGACACAGAAGAGCACAAUGGGGAUGUGUGUUUCAGGAGGUUCUUUGUUGCUCUUAAACCAUGUAUUGAUGGUUUUUUGCAAGGAUGUAGGCCCUACAUUGCCUUGGACUCCACUCACUUGACAGGAAGGCCAAGAGGUUUGGUAAUCAAUACAGAUGCAUGCAAAGGAAUAGAAGGGGCUGUAGAUGAUGUGUACCCAGGAGUGGAACAUAGAGAAUGUAUGAGGCACUUGUGGAAGAACAUGAAGAAAAAAUACUAUGGUCCCUUGUUUGCUCAGAAUAUGUGGGCAGCCGCUAAGAGCUUCACAAUGGAGAAGUUCAAUUACCACAUGGGGAAGAUAGAGGAGAAGAGUCCUGAUGCACUUUCCUGGUUGGAUAACAAUCAUCCAUUUGUGUGGAGUAGAAGCAAAUUCUCUGAUGACUGCAAGGUAGAUUACAUCAAUAAUAACCUCUCUGAAUGUUUCAAUAGCUGGGUGUUAAAAACCAAGGACAUGCAGAUUGUGGACAUGCAUGACAAGAUAAGACAGAUGAUCAUAACCAAGUUUCAUUUGAGAGGAAAGAUUGGUAGUAACAUGGAGGCAGAAUAA